Messenger RNA from Alnus glutinosa, 2337 nucleotides. RefSeq names its product subtilisin-like protease SBT5.4. Bases 1 to 2337 code for a protein of 778 amino acids. Gene Ontology annotation, biological process: proteolysis. The transcript has 11 exons. NCBI's taxonomy places the organism in Eukaryota, Viridiplantae, Streptophyta, Magnoliopsida, Fagales, Betulaceae. Gene Ontology annotation, molecular function: serine-type endopeptidase activity. The record is from RefSeq and is a predicted model, not a curated record.
AUGGGCCUUUCGACUCUUCCUCUGCUUCUUUCAUUUGUUCUUCUCUUUCUGUUGCAUACGCCCCCUACCCAUGCCGUUAAAAAGGCUUAUAUAGUGUACAUGGGAGCACAUUCGCACGGCGCAGAGCCUACAUUGGCUGACCUCGAGCAAGUGACAAAUUCUCAUUAUGAUUUGCUUGCGUCAUUUGUAGGAAGCACUGAGAGGGCUCAGGAUUCGAUCUUUUACUCAUAUAAAAGAUAUAUCAAUGGCUUUGCCGCAACUCUCGAAGAGGAAGAAGCAGCACAGAUUGAAAAGCAUCCAAAUGUCCUAUCAGUUUUCGAAAACCAGGGAAGAAAACUUCACACAACACGAACAUGGGAUUUUCUUCAACUUGAGAGAAAUGGAGGAAUUCAGGACAAUUCGGCAUGGAAAACAGCAAGGUUUGGCGAAGAUACAAUUAUUGGAAACCUCGAUACGGGUGUUUGGCCGGAAUCAAAAAGCUUCAGCGAUAAGGGAUUGGGUCCCAUCCCGUCGAGGUGGCGUGGUAUUUGUCAAAAAGGCGGCUACAACGACGGUUUUCGUUGCAACAGGAAGCUGAUCGGAGCAAGGUACUUUAACAAAGGCAUUGCUGCAGGCGCAGGCGGUCUUCAUCUUAACGCAUCCUAUUACACUGCUCGUGACAGCGAUGGCCAUGGGUCCCAUACCUUAUCUACCGCCGGCGGUAACUUUGUAGCCGGAGUAAGUAUUUUGGGGAAUGGCAAUGGCACUGCAAACGGUGGAUCACCAAAAGCCCGUGUGGCUGCCUACAAGGUUUGCUGGCAGCCAAUCAACGACAGCCAGUGUUUUGACGCGGAUAUCUUGGCUGCCUUCGAAGCUGCAAUAGGUGAUGGUGUUGAUGUGCUUUCUAUGUCUCUGGGCGGGAGCCCCAUCGAAUUUUUUAAGGAUGCGAUAUCAAUCGGCUCCUUCCAUGCUGUUAAGCAUGGCAUUGUUGUGGUUACCUCGGCCGGCAACGAUGGACCAUUGACCGGAACGGUAGCAAACGUGGCACCAUGGAUGUUCACAGUUGCGGCCAGUACACUUGACCGGGAGUUUGCUAAUUAUGUUGCUCUUGGCAACAGGAAGCACUUCAAGGGAACAAGCCUUUCAGCAGCCAUGCCAUCUAGUAAGUUCUCCCCAUUGAUCAGUGCCGCAGAUGCCAACGCUGCUAAUGCAUCCGCUGGGGCAGCUCUGCUUUGUCAGGCUAAAACUCUUGAUCCCAAGAAGGUGAAAGGAAAGAUUUUGGUAUGUCUUCGAGGGGAAAAUGCAAGAGUUGAAAAGAGCUAUUACGCCCAUCAGGCAGGUGCUGCGGGUAUGAUUUUGGCUAAUGAUAAGGACAAUGGGAAUGACAUUUCACCCGAUCCUCAUUUUCUCCCUACUUCCCAUAUCAGUUACGCCGAUGGCCAACAAGUCUUUGCUUACAUUAACAGUACCAAGAGCCCUAUUGCUUUCAUGACUCGAGUAAGGACACAGUUGGGAAUAAAGCCAUCUCCAUUUGUGGCUUCAUUCUCAUCUAGGGGACCUAAUCUCGUUGAUGCAGGAAUCCUCAAGCCUGAUAUCACUGCACCAGGGGUGAAUAUAAUUGCCGCUUACAGCGAAGCUGGAAGUAUAAGAGCAACUUCCGUAGAUGUUGAUAAACGUCGGUUUCCUUACUAUAUACUCUCUGGAACUUCGAUGUCGUGCCCUCAUGUUUCUGGCAUUGUCGGCCUUCUCAAAACGCUCCACCCUGAAUGGAGUCCGGCAGCAAUCAAAUCUGCCAUCAUGACCACGGCGAAAACCCGAGGUAAUGACAUGAAACCAAUCACGUUGGAAUCAUCCAAUCUCAAAGCGACACCAUUGGAGUACGGUGCAGGACACGUACAACCAAACAGCGCAAUGGACCCUGGACUGAUUUAUGAUCUGACCGUGGAUGAUUACUUGAACUACUUAUGUUCUCGUGGCUACAACCAGUCCAUGAUCAGACUAUUUUCGGAAAGGCGAACAUAUGCAUGUCCUAAGUUUUUCAGCGUCGGAGACCUCAACUACCCUUCAAUCACAGUUCCGAAUCUGCAUGCAUCCCCGGUGACCGUUACUAGAACAGUAACUAACGUUGGUUCCCCGCACGCGUCGUACGAAGCGCGUGUGAGGCAACCUGCGGGAGUUUUGGUCACGGUUGAGCCUAGAAAAUUGAUGUUCAAGGCAGUCGGUGAAAAGCAGACCUUCAGGGUUACUUUGAAGCCCAAGGCUGCGACUAAUCUUACAACGUAUGUAUCUGGGGAGUUGCUGUGGUCAGAUGGCAAGCACUUCGUCAGGAGUCCCAUUACACUGAGCUCUUUUAAUUAG